CCGCCCCUUUUUAAUCGCGAUUGGCAUAAAGAGCGCAACGAGGGGAAGUGGGCGGGGCCUUCCCGGCAGUGGGCGGGGCCGCGUCGCUCUGCGGAAGGAGGGAGGGAGCGGCGCGGCGCAUGCGCGGGACCCGUCUCGGCGCCUCCCUCAGGCUUCCGGCCAGCGGAGGCGAGCGAGCCCGGGCUUCGGCGAGGCCUUGCCCCGACCCGGAGGGCUCCGCGGGGGCUCGGCUCCCUUCUCCGCCGCCUGGCGAGGCCUCGAGGCCCGCGCGCCCGCCUCAGGCCUGCCCCGGGCCUCCGCCAUGGCGGACCCGCUCGCCCACAUCCAGGCCGGGUUCGGAAGCGCAGCCAUGGACGACCUCCUGCCAUUGAUUUUUCAACAGAACUGGGACCCCGCUCCCAGCAGCACCCCCUUCGUGGAGAUCAUGGAGCAGCCCAAGCAGCGCGGCAUGCGCUUCCGCUACCAGUGCGAGGGGCGCCUGGCGGGCUCCAUCCCGGGAGAGCGGAGUACCGAGACCACCAAGACCCACCCCACCAUCAAGAUCCAUAACUACGUGGGUCCAGGGAAAGUCCGCAUCUCGCUUGUGACCAAAGAGACGCCGUACCGGCCCCAUCCGCACGACUUGGUGGGAAAAGACUGCAAAGAGGGCUACUACGAGGCCGAGCUCUCCCCAGAACGCUCCAUCCACAGCUUCCAGAACCUGGGGAUCCAGUGCGUGCGGAAACGAGACCUGGACAAAGCGGUGGCCAAGCGGAUCGAAACCGGCAACAAUCCGUUCAAUGUGUCUGUCGAGGAGCUCAAAGGAGACUAUGACCUGAAUGCGGUCCGGCUCUGCUUCCAGGUCUGGAUCCGGGACGCGGGCAGCGGGCACUUGGUCCAGCUGCCUCUGGUCGUCUCGCAGCCCAUCUACGACAACCGUGCUCCCAACACCGCGGAGCUGAAGAUCUGCCGGGUGAACCGUAAUUCGGGGAGCUGCCGGGGGGGAGACGAGAUCUUCCUCCUUUGUGACAAAGUGCAGAAAGAGGACAUUGAGGUCCGCUUCUUCAAGGACUCCUGGGAGGCCAAGGGCUCCUUCUCCCAGGCGGACGUCCACCGCCAAGUGGCCAUCGUCUUCAAGACCCCGCCCUACCUGGACCAAGCCCUGCGGGAGCCCGUCACCAUCCAGAUGCAGCUGCGGCGCCCCUCCGACAAGGAGGUCAGCGGCCCCAUGGAGUUCCGGUACCUGCCCGAUGAAGGCGACUCCCAUCGGAUUGAGGAGAAGCGUAAACGGACGCUCAGCACCUUCAAGACCUUUGUGCAGAAGGCUCCCUUUGCAGCUCCUGAACCUCGCUCCUGGCGCCGCAUCGCUGUUCCAAAACAGAACUUGGCCCGGCCCGGAACCAGCGGCAUCCCGGGGAUGAUGGGCGCAGCAGGACCGGCCCCGCUGCUGGCCCAGAAGUCGCAGAGCCUGGCGCAGCCCCCUCCGGGCUACUUCGCGGGGCCCGGCCACGCCCCGCCGGCUCCCGCCCCGGCCGCUGCGCAGGCGAACUUCAGCACGGUGAACCUGGAGGACCUCUCUGGCCUGGGCGUGGCCCAGCCGGUGCAGCCGCCCGCGGCGGAGGCCGAGAGCAGCAUCGCGGACGCCUUCCUGCACCUGCACUUCGAGGGCGGGGACGCGGGGGCCAUGGAGCUGGGCGGGAUCCUGGACGACGUGCCCUACGCCAGCCUGGAGGGCAUCAACACGGCCGAGUUCCGGCAGCUCCUGACCGAGGGCCCGGCCCCCGCGGCGGCCACGGCGCUCCCCGACGGCCAGGGCACCCUCCUCACCUACCCGGAGUCCAUCACCCGCCUGGUCAGCCAGCGCAGGGCCGAGGGGGAGCCCGGGGGCGGCGGGGACGCCGGAGGAGGAGGAGGGGGGGGCGGAGGCAACAACGGCGGCAGCGCCAACAACAGCGCCACCAACAGCUUCAUCAACGGCCUCUUGGGCGCCCUGCCCGGCGAGGACGGCUUCUCGUCCAUGGUGGACAUGGACCUGAACUCGAUUCUGAGCCAGCUGAACUCGUAAGCGCAUCCGCCAGCCGCCCUCCUGGGACUGCCUCCUGCUCCGGUCUAGACUGACAAGGCAGCACCUCUGCUUCCUGGCAUGAGGCGGCUCACGUGACCUUCCGUGGAGGAAGUGGACUCGACUGAAAGUAGGUCAUUGCGACACCUGACAAUCUGUGUGUGCGUACGGAAGCCUGAGACCGUUCGGCACCCCAAAGUCCUUAACCCAACGUGUCCUUCCAAAGGAAAAUACCUGGUGGUGAUGGGAGGGGUGCCCUUCCCUUGCGCCUUCUCGAACCCACUGCCUUGCCUCUUUUGAAGCCAUCUGCAUGUACAUAUAGAGAUAGUAUUUUGGCGACUGGGCGGAUCCCCAUGCCUUUGAGAAACAUCAGUUCUUUUACAUAUAGAGAGAGUAUUUUGGGGACUGGGCGGAUCCCCAUGCCUUUGAGAAACAUCAACCAUGGGUGAACCUUGUAUCAAUUCUUUUACUGCUACCACAGUUAUUUGCGGUUGUGUUUUGGUUAGACCGCUACCUUUUUUGUGCCUUAAAAUGUUAUCGGAAAACAGGACGUGCCUGAUGCUGCGAUACGGGCUGAGCCGUCCUUAGACCAAGAAGGGUGUUGGGUUUUGGAAUUUUUGCAAUUCCAUCGGAAUAUAACUUACAGGUGCCACCCGAGACUAGACCCGAAACUCGUUCAUGUUUCCUAUACACCGGAAGUAAUUGGCAUAUACUGAACUGACCCAGAGCAAAGGUGUCUCUGUCUCAGAUAAUUUGGAUAAUUUUUGUCCCUCUGGAUAAGGGAUGCUCAGCCUGUUUGUUGCUUUGCACUCAUCCCAAGCCUGCUGCAGCGAAGGUAGUUCUGCAGCUGGGCAAAAGAAACUUCUCUAUAUCUGUCACUUAAAAUAAAUCUUUCUAGAUAUUUUGGGCUGUCAGCAUCGUCCCCUGCUAGUUGGGGAUAAUAGGUCCCAAGUGCCAGUGGAAGGGUCUAGACCAGGCAUGGGCAAACUUGGGCCCUCCAGGUGUUUUGGACUUCAAGUCCCACAAUUCCUAACAGCCUACCGGCAUCCAAAACACCUGGAGGGCCCAAGUUUGCCCAUGCCUGGUCUAGAUUAAACAUGGCUACCCUCCAGCCUUUAUCAGUGCCUUGUUUUUUUUUAUACUCAGCUGCAUUUUUAAAGCACGUGGAGGGGUUGAAGAUGCUUUAACCACUUAAUACUGUUACUAUCAGAACUGUAUUCUCUUCCAACUGCAAACCUUUCCUUUUUUUUUUUUUGUAUUGAAAACCGGCCACAUUGUGCUUUGCCUUCUCUGUCUCCUAUAGCACAUUCCUAAUAAAACCUGAAGCCUCA
Anolis carolinensis (green anole) is the source of this 3372-nucleotide messenger RNA. It is a transcript of the gene rela, whose product is annotated as RELA proto-oncogene, NF-kB subunit. Lineage: Eukaryota; Metazoa; Chordata; Lepidosauria; Squamata; Anolidae. The transcript has 11 exons. The record is from RefSeq and is a predicted model, not a curated record. Gene Ontology annotation, biological process: positive regulation of transcription by RNA polymerase II; cellular response to stress; response to cytokine. Gene Ontology annotation, cellular component: cytoplasm. The coding region runs from base 302 to 2044 and encodes 580 amino acids. Gene Ontology annotation, molecular function: RNA polymerase II cis-regulatory region sequence-specific DNA binding; DNA-binding transcription factor activity, RNA polymerase II-specific.